This is a messenger RNA of Cariama cristata (Red-legged seriema), 1086 nucleotides long. It is a transcript of the gene LMO2, whose product is annotated as LIM domain only 2 (rhombotin-like 1). The record is from RefSeq and is a predicted model, not a curated record. Gene Ontology annotation, cellular component: nucleus. Bases 1 to 492 code for a protein of 163 amino acids. Gene Ontology annotation, molecular function: transcription coactivator activity; DNA-binding transcription factor binding. NCBI's taxonomy places the organism in Eukaryota, Metazoa, Chordata, Aves, Cariamiformes, Cariamidae. Gene Ontology annotation, biological process: positive regulation of transcription by RNA polymerase II. The transcript has 2 exons.
AUGUGGAUGCUUUCAGAGCACAUUUUCCCUCUCCAACCCUUCUUUCAUUCCCUCAGGGAGCCAGUGGAUGAAGUCCUCCAAAUUCCCCCUUCGCUGCUGACAUGCGGCGGUUGCCAGCAGAACAUCGGGGACCGUUAUUUCCUGAAGGCCAUCGAUCAGUACUGGCACGAGGACUGUCUCAGCUGCGACCUGUGCGGGUGCAGGCUCGGAGAGGUGGGCAGACGGUUGUAUUACAAACUGGGCAGAAAGCUCUGCAGAAGGGACUAUCUCAGGCUCUUUGGCCAAGAUGGCCUCUGCGCCUCCUGCGACAAGCGAAUCCGGGCUUACGAGAUGACCAUGCGGGUGAAGGACAAAGUGUAUCACCUUGAGUGCUUCAAAUGUGCUGCCUGCCAGAAACAUUUCUGUGUUGGGGACAGAUACCUCCUCAUCAACUCGGACAUAGUCUGUGAACAGGACAUCUAUGAGUGGACUAAGAUAAAUGGAAUGAUCUAGCAAAGACAUGCCUCCCUAGUCUAUAGAAGACAUCUCUCGGGCGACACCGAUGCCUAGCUGUUAGUGAGGAGAUCAUCACUUGAGCUAUGGGCUUUGUCUAAAAUGGGGGGAAAACACCACAGAGUCGGGCCUUUGCAGGCAGUGCUACAUAGAAUCUAAACUACAUAUAGGUGAAGAAGGGAGACCGAAGCAAUAGUAGAUAGACUGACUUCUGUUAACAAAGGCGUACGGACAAUAACUGACAUCAGCCAUGUAGGCCAGAGUUGGGGAACAAACACAACGCGAUAAUGAAUUCUCGUAACUGGAAAAUGAGUAGAGACUUCUGUAAAGAGAUGUUAUGACUUUGUCACCUGCAGACUAGGAUUGUGCAAUUGAAUUUUCUUUUCGUCUUGUUUUAGUUACUGAGUUUAGACGACAGCUCCUAAUGUAGACAUGAGGAACAAUACUGGAAGAAAAGGGCCAUCGCUUACGUGGUCAUUCUGUACGGCCUUACACUUCGGGUAGGAGAGAAAGCGGGAAGAGAGUGGGGGUUAUUUUUGCAUGGAUCUUUUUUUUUUUUUCCUUUGAGAAUGAACAGUGCAUCCUCUAGUCUCA